AUGGAGAAGGACCCAGCCGCGGCACACAGGAGGCACCGGCCUGGCCCUGGUGCCCUCCCCUCGGGGGGCAGGGCAGCCAGCGAGGGGCCUGAGCUCCAAAGGAGCAGGAGCGUGGGUGGCCUGCACCAGAAGGGGGACCCCCCGAGCCGUGUCAGGAAGGUGCCCAAGAACCUGGAGUCUGAAGAGCAGGGGAAAGAGCCGCAGAGCCACGCAGAAGACGCUGGCUGUCAGGCCAACCUGGAGGAGGACAGGAAGGAGCGGAGCCAGGACGCCCCCAGGACUCGGGGCUGCGAGAGUGGGAAGAGAGACCCGGAGGCGGAGAAGAGCGACUCGGAGGCCAGCACCAACGAGGAGCAGGAGGGGGAGCCCACGGAGGGGCACGCCCAGGAGGCCCAGAAACCAUCUGUGUUUGUGGAGAUUGACCUGGGAGACCACGCCGAGGAGAUGACCUCCUGCACCCUGAGAGAAGAGAAGCAGUCCCCGAUGGACCCAGACUUGUUUGAGGACGAGACGAGGACCAGCUGGGUGUGCUGCAUCCCAUACACCACCAAGAGGAAGGUGAAGGACAGUGCCUAA
Molecule: messenger RNA, 576 nt
Organism: Lepus europaeus (European hare)
Lineage: Eukaryota; Metazoa; Chordata; Mammalia; Lagomorpha; Leporidae
Gene: C6H13orf46
Product: chromosome 6 C13orf46 homolog
Exons: 6
Coding region: 1-576 (191 amino acids)
Source: RefSeq, a predicted model, not a curated record